Malaya genurostris is the source of this 1173-nucleotide messenger RNA. It is a transcript of the gene NfI, whose product is annotated as nuclear factor 1. Gene Ontology annotation, cellular component: nucleus. Gene Ontology annotation, biological process: regulation of transcription by RNA polymerase II; transforming growth factor beta receptor signaling pathway. The coding region runs from base 265 to 1173 and encodes 302 amino acids. Lineage: Eukaryota; Metazoa; Arthropoda; Insecta; Diptera; Culicidae. The transcript is spliced from 8 exons. Gene Ontology annotation, molecular function: RNA polymerase II cis-regulatory region sequence-specific DNA binding; DNA-binding transcription factor activity, RNA polymerase II-specific. The record is from RefSeq and is a predicted model, not a curated record.
UGCAGUUUCGCCUGACUCGACAGAGAACUUUUCCUACCUACUGAAUUAACCCACAGACACGCAGCUCUUUCCUCGUUCGGUUUCUUUUUUUCGUAUAUUUUAAUACCGACUGCUUUAUCGCCUGGACUUUAACCCUUUUUCCAAUUAGGAGUCCAUCUGUGUGUACUGGUUUUUGUAUCUAGAGUUGUAGGAAAACUAGGCUGUGAAGCGGUGAAAAAAAAAAACACAAUAUGUGCAAUAAAUGACCAAGAAGCCUUUUUAGCGAUGAUGAGUGCGGUCUUCGUGUUGAAGUUUAUCAUGGAUUCCAAAUCUUCGAUAAAAGGUCCCUUUCUGUCACAGCAACAAGAAGAUUUUCACCCGUUCAUCGAAGCUUUGUUGCCUUACGUUAAGUCGUUCAGUUACACUUGGUUCAACCUGCAGGCGGCAAAGCGGCGGUACCUCAAAAAGCACGAGAAAAAGAUGACACACAACGAGGAGAACAAGUGCAAACGGGAUUUUCAGAAUGAAAAUCCGGAAACGAAGCAAAAAUGGGCCGCUCGUCUGCUGGGGAAACUUCGCAAGGACAUCACCCACGACAGCCGGGAAAAUUUCGUUCACUGCAUCUCGAAGAAGAAAACCUCGAUGUGCAUCCUGUCCAAUCCGGACCAGAAGGGCAAAAUGCGCCGAAUCGAUUGUCUCCGGCAGGCAGAUAAGGUCUGGCGACUCGAUCUGGUGAUGGUGAUUCUGUUCAAGGCGAUCCCACUGGAAAGCACCGACGGUGAACGGCUCGAGAAGGCCUGCUUCUGCACCAGUCCCAGCCUGUGCAUCAACCCGUACCACAUACAAGUACUAAUUAAGGAAUUGGAUCUCUAUCUGGCCAACUUUAUUAAAUGUUUCAGCGAUGAGGAAAACCAGGGAGAAAAGUCCCACAAUGCUACGAGGAAAUUUUCAAAGGGAAGUAGUAAGGCUUUCUCCUAUGACUUCAUCGCGCCGACCGGCGUCUUCACCUCUUCGGAACUGUGGAGCAUCACACAAGUUCCUCGUCCAGAAAUCAAGGCCAGCAUCAAGUAUCAGAAUUCUGGUACUGAAGCCGAGUUUUGGAAAUACAUUCAAAGCCGGGAUUUGGAACCGAAUUCUGGAUAUGAGAUCAGGAUCUCGAUUCUAGAUCUGGAACUGUCCGGAAUUCAGAUUUAA